AUGAGUAACGACGAGAUUGAGCAACGCUGCAAUACGCUACGGCAAGACCUAAAAGUAUGGGAGAAGAAGUUCGCGGCCGAGAACCAGGGCCGGAAGGCCGGACGCGACGACAUCAAGGCCAAUGCCGAGAUUUCGCAAAAAUACAAAGAAUAUAACAAACUGAGGGCUAGGCUCUCGAGCAAAGCAGCACCGGAGACACCUUCGAAACGAACAGCAAGUCGCGAUGCACUCGCAGACACGGAGCGCACGUCCAAGGCUGCACCCAAGGAUAUAAAUACCACGCCCAUGAAAAGGAAGCGGGACGAAGAUGAUUUCUCAGAAAACGUAGAUGCAGCUGAGCUCCUCUCUCCACAAGGACCUGCAGUAAUCGGACCAACCCCGCAACGUGAUGGCAUAGUACUAGGCCUGUUCGAUAUGCUUCCAGCGGACACACCGAGCAAAUCAAGGACCAUUCUGGGGGAAGUUGGGCUGAAUGUACCAAAGACACCCAGUAAGAGGUUGCAUGAUGAAGGGAACGAGGCCUCGCCGGAGUCGAGAGCAAGAGGCGAGAAGACACCACUAUCGGCUGGAAAGCGCUUUCUAUUGAACCAGUUUGUCACGCCAAAGAAGAGGAAGUUGGACGAGGAAGGGACACCAUCAUCUACAUUGCGUGGGUUGGCUACGCCGGCCUUCCUCCGAAGAGAUAAUGCGCUGGGUGCGAUUGAUGAGGAAGACGAGAAUACCCCUCGGCCCGCGCCGUGGAAGCGGCGUGGAAUGGGACGUAGUCUGAGCUCUAUGAUACAGGCUAUGAAGAAGGAUGAGAAUGACAGACUGGAUGAAGAGGCAGACAUCAUGCGGGAAUUGGAAAUGGAAGAAGAAGGUAUAUCUGUGCCGAAGAAACCUAGAGCACCACAACUCUUGGUGCAAGACAGCCAAGCACCGAUGCCUUUGGGUCCAGAUCGAGGCUUUGAAUCGGAGGACGAAAGCGAGGAAGAGCCAGAAGUUGGCCCCGAUGGCAAACCGCGGAGGGUAUGGAAGAAGAAGGGAAUGAAGAGACAGACACGGCGGGUGAUAAUGCGUCCAAAUACAGCAAAGCCCAAGCCAACACCAGCACUGCAGACGCAUGACGAUGACGAUGCGGGAGAAGAGCAGACACGUAUGCCAGAAACCCAAGUAUCAGCAGAUGUGGCAGACGAAGUCGGUUCAGACCCAGACGACGAAUCAGACUAUGCUAGUGACGUUUCACACACUCCAAAGGCGAGAAAGACGCCAGCAAAGAAAGUAGCAGAGACAAAGGAGAAGCCAAGUAAAGAAGGCAUCUUCAAGACUGCUGUCCGGAAAAUCAAGGCUACGGCAAAUGCCAAUUAUCGGAGACUCAACAUCAAGAGUAAAACAGGGACUGGUACAAAGGGGAAAUUGGGCUACGCCACGCCGUGGCGGUUGGAGAGCUCGCAGGCGCUAAGACCAGCAACAGCACCUCCGACACCGACGGGCCCCCGACGUAAACGACCGAAGCUUCCACUCGCCGCAACAAGCACGCCGCCGCCCAUCACAUUGCCCACUCGACUCACGGCACCGACACAAACCCGCCAUCCGACGUCUCCAUCAUCUCCAACCACGAACCCCGAAUCCCCACCGCACACCAUGGCCGAGAAGGAGCUAGCCAGCGUGCUCCAGCAGCUCCACCAGACGCUCAAGUCGCACAACUACCAGCAAUCGACAUCAUUACUGGGCAAAGCCAAGAUAGCACUGCUGCACCUCAACGCGCUGAUUCCGCAAGAAAAGACGCCGCGAAAACACCUGCAGCUGGCGCGCGAGACGCUCGAGCUGGGCGCCAUCAUCUCGAUCCGGCUCAAGGACACCGAGUCGUUUACGCGCUACUUCCAGCAGCUGCAGCCGUUCUACUCGCUGCCCGAGGCGACGCUGCCCAAGGAAGGCAGCAAUUCCAGCAAGGUCACGGGCCUGUAUUUGUUGUUGCUGCUGAGCGAGGGCGACUACGCGGGGUUCCACACGCUGCUGGAGACGCUCGAGGUGGCGGCUGCACAGGCGGGAUCACGGCUCGAGGCCGACGCCUUUAUCCAGUAUCCCGUAAGGCUGGAGCAAGCGCUGAUGGAGGGCAGCUAUGAUAAGGUGUGGGUUGAGACCAAGAGCGAGCGGGUGCCUGGCGAGGAGUUUGGCCUAUUCACCGAGAUUCUCAUCGGCACCAUCCGCAAGGAAAUCGCCUCAUGCAGCGAGCGCGCAUACCCCUCGAUCCCCAUUUCAGAUGCCAAAUCCCUGCUCUUCCUCGACUCGGAGGGCAGCGUCGUUGCCUUUGCAAACGAGUUGGGCUGGCUCGUCAAGGACGGCCGGAUAUACUUCCCGCAGCAGGAGGACGACUACGUCAGCAAGGAUAUCUUGGUUACGAGCGACCAGGUGAUUGAGAAUACGCUGGGUUAUGCACGCGAGUUGGAGACGAUUGUUUGAGGUGUGAGAUGUGGAUGUGGAUUGUUAUUAGUGGUGAGGUUAGAUGCGGAACGUGUAUGAUUAUGAUGCAUGAAAUUAGGAGGGUUAGGAGACCAGUUUUAGUCUUUGCACUCAAUCAAGAAGAAGAAG
Exserohilum turcica Et28A is the source of this 2571-nucleotide messenger RNA. RefSeq lists its product as uncharacterized. Gene Ontology annotation, molecular function: single-stranded DNA binding; DNA replication origin binding. Bases 1 to 2442 code for a protein of 813 amino acids. Gene Ontology annotation, cellular component: DNA replication preinitiation complex. The transcript is spliced from 6 exons. Lineage: Eukaryota; Fungi; Ascomycota; Dothideomycetes; Pleosporales; Pleosporaceae. Gene Ontology annotation, biological process: double-strand break repair via break-induced replication; mitotic DNA replication preinitiation complex assembly; DNA replication initiation. The record is from RefSeq and is a predicted model, not a curated record.